This is a messenger RNA of Coniosporium apollinis CBS 100218, 2955 nucleotides long. RefSeq lists its product as uncharacterized. The transcript has a single exon. Bases 1 to 2955 code for a protein of 984 amino acids. Lineage: Eukaryota; Fungi; Ascomycota; Dothideomycetes. Gene Ontology annotation, molecular function: protein binding. The record is from RefSeq and is a predicted model, not a curated record.
AUGACAGACGACCCUCCACUGAAGACGUACGCUGGUCCCCAGCUAAGCUCGGCACCCGCUUACACAUCCGGCUCUCCCACUGUUGUCAACGGCCUAUCGAACGGGUAUUCCCUUCCGGAUGGCGCUGUCGAAGACGAGGACGGAAUCAUUAAAUGCAUCUGCGGCUACCACAACGACGAUGGCAGUACAGUCUUGUGCGAAGUGUGCAAUACAUGGCAGCACAUAAUCUGCUACUACGACAAGCAUACAGAUGUUCCCGACGUCCACGAAUGCGUCGACUGUCUUCCACGGCCGCUUGAUGCAAAGCGUGCGGUCGAGAGACAAAAGGGAAUCCGGGAGCUGCCCAACGUGGGCGACAAGAAAGUCAAACGAGCUGCUACCAAAAGCCACAAGAAGAAGGCCAGAGAGUCCGUGUCGGGUCCGGUGCAGAUCAAUGGCUGGCCUCUUGGCGACAAACAAGACCUCCACGACACUACGGAUCGGAAGACCGGGGCUCCACGCGAUUCGCAUAUCCCGAACAAACGGCCCAAAACCACGCACAAGAGUUCUGGAUCAAUUGCGUCCGCAACUCCACAGGCACCAACUCAUGCCUCUCGCAAACGAGCCACCUCGGUCAUUCGGAACGGCCAAAGCCCCAUGAAAUCUCCCGUCAAUUACGGGUCGACGGAGCAGACGAGCGACUACUUCUCUCCCGAGUUCAUGCAGUUGUAUCGCCAACCCGAGUUCACGAUAAUCACCGCUAACUCAUUCGACAACAUCGCUGUCACUGAUCUUCUGACAGAAUGGCUUGUAGAUCCCAACGCCCUGCCGCUAGUCACAAACGGGAAAACUCGCAAUGAGAUCUUCUCGCGCUUCUCGUCAAUGGAAGAGCUGGAAGCCCGAGACCCAGGGCUUACCGUGGAGAUCGAAACGGACCAGAGCAUUACGAAACAAGGCGUCCAUCCAACGUGGCAACUGUUAACAGUAGCCAGUGAUGUCCUUGCCGGCGGCUACGUUGGAGAGCUCAAAGGGCAAGUCGGCUUGAAACACGAUUACGUCUCAUCAUCAUCCGGACGAUGGAUGGCCUUGCAACAUCCGGAGCCCUUCGUCUUCUUCUGCCCCCCUUUACCGAUUUACAUCGAUGCCAGAAACGAAGGCAACAACCUGCGCUACAUUCGAAGAAGCUGUCGGCCGAACGUCCGAAUGCAAAUACUGAUAACGGAGGGAACUCAGUAUCACUUUUGCUUCAUCGCGAAAAGGGAUAUCUCGGCAUUAGAAGAGGUAACAAUCGGCUGGGAUCUGAUGGAGGACCACCUUCGUCUUCUCAGUGAAGCAUCCCGUACGAAAGGAGGAAUUCACAACAUCGAGAGGGGGGAAGAGAUUUCGCACUGGGCACAGGUUGUGCUUGGCGCGUAUGGCGGCUGCGCCUGCAGUUUACCGCCGGCUGAGUGUAUUCUGCAACGUGUCUGCUUUCGUAACCAUGGUUACGUGGCGGAGACUACUUCCCAGAACCAAAACUUAGUCAAGUCGAAGAAACUUCGGAAGAACGGUACGCAGAUAUCACCGCUGAGCACUGGAUGCGCCACCAACAGCCGCGCCGGAAGCGAAACCCUACAUCGUAUCCAUACUGAAGACGAUCAAGUAGACAGCCGUUCGGCUUCGGGAUCCUCGCAUAGCAAGCCUGGCAGUCGGGAUAUCACGCCUAUGGCUCGCGCAUCCACCAAUGCCGCUUAUGGAUUGGGGGUCCAGAUUUCAGACCGUGAAAAGAGGAAGAUGAUGGCAGAGGAGCGCCUCUUCGAGCAACUGCAGCUCAACGAGCAGCACACCACGAAGCGGCGAAAACGGAAUAGCGGCGCAUCGACUUCAAAUGUUGUCAACGGCCAGCGGGCGGUGUCCAAAGCCACUCAGCCGUCACGCGCGUCCACUACUGCUGCGCAGCCGCCACCGAAGCCUAAACCUGUAUACACCGACGCGUCGACACAAACAGAAGCAGACAAUGGUCUCGCAUACAACCUUAAUAUUGUGGUGAAGAGACGCAGACCACGCAGCUCGCCGGUACAACUUCUCUUACAGCGGGCUCGAGAAGAAAGAGAGCGUCGCGAGCGAAGCCAGCGUACUCAUGCUGAGGCUGCAAGGUCUGACUCCGUGGAUCUCCGGGAUGUUGUUAUGAAGAAUGCCGAUAGUGAUCAGUUGUCUCCAGUAGCUUCCUCGUCAGCUGCGGCUUCGUCACCAUGGGCGAACAGUACAUCUGGGUGUCCAUUACAGAAGGAUGUUGCAACCUCGCCCGCGCAACUUGGUUCUUCGGUAUCUUCGAACUCAAGAUUAUCCGUCAUUUCGCCCUCAGCGACAUCUCACGUCGAGGAGCAUGAGGAUGUGGACAUGAAAGACGCGGACACAAGCAUUGGCUUCCAUUCGACAUCGUCGGCUGUGAUGCAUUCAGCAACGCCAAGUAAAAGUCCAGUAUCUCAACAUCCUGCACAGUCUUCACAUCCGCCCAUACAGCCGCCGCCGCCGCCUUGGCCCGCUACAGCACAAGCACAGGCACCGUCACACCCGCUCCCGAUGCAGAAGACAGUCGGUCUGCACGUCCAGCUUCCUCCACAUCCUCCGCUGCUCUCUUCUGUGUCCUCCAUGACGCCCACCACGCCCUCUGUCCCUGGCGCACUAGGACCGCUGGCCGGCUCUAUCGCGCAAUCUCCAUCCGCCCUCACCGUGCAACCGCCUAUCUUCUCGCCUAACGUUGCGGCUGCUGUUACGCCGAGCCCGAUGCAGAAGAAGAAGCUCAGCUUGAGCGACUACACGAGCAGGAAGAAGAAGACGGAAGCACUGUCUGCGGUAGCAUCGUCAGUGCAAGCGCCUUCGGAAUCGCAGCUGCCACCUCCGCAGUCUUCUCCGCCGAACGGCGCUACGGUUGUCCUGGGCUUGCCGAUGGAUGAGAGCACUCCUCGGUCUCUCCCCGAAGCGCUAACGAGAUAG